AUGACUUUACCUCCUUGGCUUACGACCAUCAAACGUCGUUUGACUGGUGAUCAAGAGAGUUCUGAAGAAGCUCAAUCAACGGCUUCGGAAGUUUCAGAUGGCCGUCCUCCACCUCCCCGAGAGUUGCUCGCCCAUCGAACCCACUAUGAGCUACCCCUCCUUAACCGUCGGGUAGAUGCUGCCGAUGACUCUCCCAUUUCUGCUUUAUAUCGAAUAUAUGAGCAUCUAAUUCUCGACCAACACCUCGAAAUCCGCAAUGAGAUCGAGGCGUUUUGGUAUCACAAAGACUGGGCUGUAGUUGACAUCCCAGAUCCCUGCGACCCAAAUCCGGAAAGAUAUGUCUGUCUGGCUUGUAUCCCGGCGCUUCUCUGUCUAGCUUUCAAUCGAAGGAUAGAAAUGGGCCUACCGAGAGAAGCCCCUCCCAUAUUCAACCAUGACAUGCUCGACGAGUGGAGAGCACAGGAACCCAAGUUCGAGAAGGUACCUGUCUGGACAGAACAGGUGCCUCGAAUCGAGGAAACGCUGGUGAUACCUCACUGGGACAACAAUGAACGAAAGUUUGUUCCUCUGGCAGGUUUCGAAUGUGGUGAAGCGUCAAAGGAAUUUGCAGACAAAAACAUUCUUGUGUGGCAGCCACAUGUUCACUUUGCGUAA
Molecule: messenger RNA, 654 nt
Organism: Fusarium falciforme
Lineage: Eukaryota; Fungi; Ascomycota; Sordariomycetes; Hypocreales; Nectriaceae
Exons: 2
Coding region: 1-654 (217 amino acids)
Source: RefSeq, a predicted model, not a curated record